This is a messenger RNA of Pneumocystis carinii B80, 4695 nucleotides long. RefSeq lists its product as hypothetical. Gene Ontology annotation, molecular function: ATP binding; protein serine/threonine kinase activity; protein binding. NCBI's taxonomy places the organism in Eukaryota, Fungi, Ascomycota, Pneumocystomycetes, Pneumocystales, Pneumocystaceae. Gene Ontology annotation, cellular component: phosphatidylinositol 3-kinase complex, class III, type II; nucleus-vacuole junction; phosphatidylinositol 3-kinase complex, class III, type I. The coding region runs from base 1 to 4695 and encodes 1564 amino acids. The transcript has 13 exons. The record is from RefSeq and is a predicted model, not a curated record. Gene Ontology annotation, biological process: late endosome to vacuole transport; protein targeting to vacuole; autophagy of peroxisome.
AUGGGAGCACAUUUAUCUUCUCUUCAUAUUUUUGGUUCACCAUUAAGUAUUGAUUCAUAUAUAUCAGAGCUUUCGGAUAUAGAAUAUAGAAAAAGUUUAUCUUCUGCUCGGUUUAUGAAAACAGUACGUUGUCAACAUUUAGAAGGGCCAGUUGUUGUAAAAUUAUUUGUAAAACCAUCAUCGUCAUAUACUCUGAAAAGUUAUAUUGAACAAGUCGAAUUUGUUCGUGGGAAGUUAUUAAAUAUUCCUAAUGCUAUUCCAUAUAGGCGUGUUUUUGAAACAGAAAAAGCAGGAUAUCUUAUUAGAGAGUUUUUUUUUAGUACAUUAUAUGAUAGAAUUAGUACUAGGCCAUUUCUUCAAAUGAUAGAGAAAAAAUGGAUUGUGUUCCAGCUUUUAUCUGGAUUAAGAGACUGUCAUUCUAAAGGAGUUUAUCAUGGAGAUAUUAAAAUUGAGAAUGUUAUGGUAACUUCGUGGAAUUGGGUCUAUUUGGUUGAUUUUUCGUUUUUUAAGCCUAAUUUUCUACCUGAAGAUAAUCCUGCUGAUUUUUCAUAUUUUUAUGAUAGUUCAUCAAGACGAGUGUGUUAUAUUGCACCUGAACGCUUUCUUUGUUCAAGUGGAUUGCGUCAUGGAGAAUUGACUGAUAAAAUGGAUAUUUUUAGUCUUGGAUGUGUAAUUGCAGAACUUUUUCUUGAAGGAAUACCUUUAUUUACUCUUUCUCAAUUAUUAAAAUAUAAGCAAGGUAGAUAUAAUCCAAUAUCUACUCUCUUAAACAAGAUUGAGGAUCCUGAGGUUAAAUCAUUGAUUUGUCAUAUGAUUAAUUUGGAUCCGGAAAAGCGAUUAUCUGCACAAGAAUACCUUGAAAAAUGGAGAAACAGUGUUUUUCCUGAUUAUUUUUUUACAUUUCUAUAUCAGUAUAUUAAUUCAAUUAUGCAACAUUCACAAAAAGAACAAAUUGAAUUCAAGGAGAAAAUGUUUUAUAUGGAUGAUUAUAUUGAACGUAUUUAUCAUGAUCUUGAUAAAAUUGCAUGUUCUCUUGGCUUUGAAGAUUAUGAAAAUGUUGUGAAAAAGACCUCUUUUUCAAAGAAUUUGUAUGGAAAUUCUAUUGCACAAUUUGAAGUUUAUGAGCAUUCUAUUCCUUUGGUUAAACCUGUUACAUCUGACAAUGGUAUUUUGAUUCUUUUAUCACUUGUUUUGUCGUCAAUAAGAAAUCUUCUUAAACCAAUAUCACGUAUAAUCGCUUGUGAUAUACUUUUGAUAUUUAGCUAUAGAAUAACAGAUGAAACUAAGCAUGAUCUUUGUUUACCAUAUCUUGCUUUUCUUCUUAAUGAUGAUGUUCCGUCAGUUAGAAUGUCUUCUUUAUAUACAAUAACAAAAUUGCUUGCUUCUAUAAUUAUAAUAACACCUAUUAAUAUACAUGUAUUUUUGGAAUAUAUACUACCAAUGUUGAAUCCUUUAGUUACUGAUCCUAAACCAUGUGUUAGAAUACUGUAUGCAUCAUGUAUAUCUAGCAUUGUAAAUACAGCUCAACGAUUUUUAAAUAUGGCAGAGGCAUUUCGUUUAGAUGGCAUUUUAGAAUGUGCUGAUAAUGAUAUGGAAGGAUUUAAUGGAGGCACAUCUAGUAUGGCAAUGACGUAUGAUAGUAGCUUAAAUGAUUUACAAGAUGUAUUUAAGCAGCAUGUGAUAUCUUUACUUACUGACACGAAUUCUGAUGUCAGACGUGCUUUAAUGGGUUCUAUUGAAUCUCUUUUGAAAUUUUUUUACAAACAAAACAUUGAUGAUGCAAUUCUAAGUCACUUAAUAACUUAUUUAAAUGAUAAAGACUGGAUGUUAAGAUAUUCUUUUUUUGAACAUAUUGCUGGUAUUGCCUUAUAUAUUGGGAGUCAGAGUUUAGAGGAAUAUAUAAUGCCUUUGAUAAUGCAAGCUUUAACUGAUAUAGAAGAAUUUGUAGUUGAAAAAGUUAUAUCAUCUCUUACUACUAUUAUGGGAUUGGGUUUAUUUCAAAAACCUAGAAUAUGGGAUCUUCUUGCAACUUUAUUAAAAUAUACUCUUCAUCCAAAUGUUUGGAUUAGAACUGAAACUAUAAAAUUCGUUGUUGCAACUAUAAAAUGGUUGGAAAAGGUCGAUAUUUAUUGUAUAUUAUAUUCUUUAUUAAGACCGUUCUUGCGCUGUGAUAUUAUUAGUAUUACUGAAGCAGCAUUGUUAGAAAAUCUGCAUAGUGCGAUGCCUAGAUUUGUAUUUGAUGCUGCUAUUGUUUGGGCUGUGAGGGAUGAGAAAAGUUUAUUCUGGAAAUCUGCAAAAUCUAAGCAAUUGUUUGUUUCAACGCAAUAUGUUGAUGAAAAUGAUAUUCAAUUUCUUGAAUUUUUCUUUUUAAUUUUAAAUAAUGCUAAUAAUACUAGUGAUGAACAGUGGAUAAUAAAGUUAAGAGAUCUUGGAAUGACUAUUUCUGAUGAAUGGAAAUUGAAUUUACUUAAAGAAUAUAUAUGGAAAAUAGCUCAUUUAUCAUCAAGUUAUCGACGAUAUGAUAAUAGUUCUAUUGUUGAAACUCGAGAUGGUUUUGUUUCCCUUGAAAUGUUGAAUAUUCAUCCUAAAAUUGUUUUUUUUGAUAAUUUAUCUUCAAAACCAAAAAUUAAAAAUUCACAAUUAGUAAAUACCUCUGCUUUUGAAGAUGAAUCAGAAAGUUUCAAUAAAUUUAUUGAUGAGCAACCUAAAGAUGACCUAUUACCAUCAUUUUCUGGGAACAAUUCAUCUGUUAUUUUUCCAAAUGAAGAAUUAAUACCUCAUGUUAUCUCAGAUGAUUCAAAUAUUGGUUUAGUUACCGCUGAUUUAAGCUUUCAUGAGGAUAUAAGUUUUAGUGCUGAUAAUAAACAAUUAGAGACUGGGUUUUUCGAAAGUUCUUGUGAUACUCAAGAAGUUUCUAAUAAUUUAAUUAACAUAAAAUCUUUUUUGGAUUCAAGAAUUUCUGAUCCAGAGGAAAAUAAGAAUUUUUCAUUUAAAAAUGAUGAUUCUUGUUUAGAUAAUAAUCUGGAUAAUUCGAAUUUGAUAUAUAUGAGAAAUGUUUUAUUAAAUAAGACUGCUCCAGAGACUUCAACUAGCACAGAAAAUGUAUUAGGAACCCUAGAGAGCUUUCUACAUAGAUGUUUAACAUCAAAUAUUGCAAAGGAUACUUUGAAUAGUGAAAUUGAUUUAGACUUAUCUUUAUUUCCUAAGUCUGCAUAUUCUUCUGAUGAAAAUGACAAAGAUAUUUUUAAUUUUUUAAACAAAAUAUUUGUUGAUAAUUCUUCUGAGGAAAUAAAAGACUUUGAUUCUAUUAUUUCUUCACAAAAAGUAAAUAUUAAAAAAAAUUCUAGAAAGCUAUCUAUAAAUAAUCUAUGGCAGCCUGUGGGUACUUUAAUUGCUCAUUUUUCUGAACAUUCUAAAGGAAUUAAUCGUGUAAUUGUUUCUACUGAUAACGUAUUUUUUGCUACUGGUUCUGAUGAUGGUACUGUAAAAAUAUGGGAUAUUAGUCGUCUUAAAAAAAAUGUUACUAAUAGAUCUCGAUUAACUUAUCAACAUUCAAUAUUUUCAAGAAUUAUAUCUCUUUGUUUUAUAUCUAAUACCCACUGUAUAGCUAGUGGAGCUAGUGAUGGGAGUCUUCAUAUUAUAAAGGUUGAAUGUAUGACUAAUAUUGGUCCAUUUCCAAAAUAUAAAUCUAUUAAAAUUCUUCAAAAAUAUGAGAUAGGGAAAGAUGAACAUGCUGUUUGGAUGGAACAUUUUGAAACAGAUCAUGAAUCUAUUUUAAUGAUAGCAACAAACAUGUCACGAGUGAUUGCAUUGGAUAUACGUACUAUGAAAGAGUUAUAUAAUUUAUUUAAUCCUCCUCAACAUGGAACUCCUACAUGUUUUUGUAUAGAUCAACAGAAAACAUGGUUAUUACUUGCUGGUACACAUGGUAUUCUAGAUUUAUGGGACUUAAGGUUUCAAAUCAGAUUGAAAUCAUGGGGUUUACAUGGUACUUCUAAAAUUCAUCGACUCUUAUUACAUCCUACAAAAGGUCAUGGAAAAUGGGUAUGUAUAGCUGGAGGAAAUAGUCAGCAUGAAGUUACGGUUUGGGAUAUAGAAAAAACACAGUGUCGUGAAAUAUAUAGGGUCGUAAAGGGAAAAGAUAUUGGUAAAGAUUAUGAAGAAUGGGAAAUUGAUGGCAAAAGUUCAGAAAAAUUUCUUGGAAAAUAUAUCGAAAAUAUUAAUAAAUCAAAUUUCCAUAAUGAAAUAUCAGGAGAUAAUAGAGGAGUGCGUGCAUUGAUAACCGGCAUUUGUGGAACAACCCGCGAUAUUGCUUCUAAUAUUAUAAAUCAUGGUUUUAUUAUUUUUUCCGGAACUGAUCAAAAAAUAAGAUUUUGGAAUCUUGAUUCUAAUAAAACAGAAAAAGGUUUUAUUAUAAGUGGAUUAGAACCAGAUGAAAAAAUGCCAAUUUAUACAACAACUCCUCUUAAUUCUACUUUAAUUCUAAAUACAGAACAUUCUAUUUCUACAUUUUCUACCGAUGAUUCUGCUUCACUUAAACCUCUUUCAAAAAUAACUCGUUCUACACUGAUUCAACAACAAAAUUUCUUUUUAAAAAAUCAUAUUGAUUUAAUUCAAGACAUUGCUUUUAUUGAUGAUCCUUAUAAAUUCAUAAUUUCUGUUGAUCGCUCCGGCAUUAUUAAUGUUUAUGGAUAA